UAUGAUUAAUGAAAUGUCAAAUCAGUCCAAUGAACAAUGAAACAUGUUGAGUGCUGAGAGUGCUGAGUACCUGCAAGUGCAAAGUGCAACAUAAAUAUAAAUAAUUAUUAUAAACAAAAUACAAAAUAGUUUACUAUUCUGAAAAUAUAGUGGAUAGUGACUCCAAAUCAGUUUGAUAAAUGUAAUAUACAUUUUUCAUUCGUAUAUUUCAGAUAUCGUCUGUAAUAAAUAGUCCUAUAUUUGAAAUUUUACAUACAACAAUGGAACCUGAGGAAGAGGACCUCGCUGGCUUCCAAAAAAACCUGUCUGAAAUACUGAAAUCACUUUCAUACAGCUGUAGUCUUUCACACAAAACUUUUGAAAAACUUCAUAACAAGCUGGGUACAAAUCAUGAGCUAGAUGUCAACAUGAUUGAAGAUGCGGGAAUCAAAUUAUUGAGUUUUUUAUCAAAUUUAAGAGGAAAUACAGCUGUCAUAAUGAAAACUUUGGAAAAUUAUAUUGCUGAAGUUAACCAAAAUCGAAAUGAAACUUUAUUUGAAGAGUUGUCCACAAAACUCUCAGUAUGGAGAUCCAGUGUUGUCAACAUCAAUGAAAAUAAUGAAUUCACCUUCACACAACUCUGUGAUAAAGAUACUAUGGUUGAUGAGAGCAUAUUUGAAAACAAAGAAACUCCAGAAAGUAAUCAUUUGUCACCAUGUACAAGUGACUUGGAUCAGACAAGAUCACCUCAAGAUUCAAUAAUAUUCAUUGAUAACAUUUCUGAAGAUUCAUUAACUACACAAAAUUGUUCACCAAUACUAGCUGAUGAUGUAGUUAGAACCAGCAUACACAAUGAACCCAGUUACAUCAACAAUAAGACUGGAAUUGAAAAAGGUAGUAUCAAAAUGAGUCUGAAGAAGUUUGAUCAAAGUGGUACUGAAAAUACUAAUGAUCCCUGGGAUUCAAACUUGAAAACACUUGGAGAUGUGAAAAAUGAAAUUCCUAAUGAACAGAGUAAUGGUGAAAGUGAUAGACCAAGAAGAAGUAUUUGUUUGAGUCUGAAGACUGAGCCAAAUUUGAGUGAUACUCAAAAUACUGAUGAUGAUUGGAAUGAUACUCUUGAGAGGAACAGCAAUAUCAGAAGCUUUGAGAAAAGUCUUGUUAAAUUGCCUAAAAAAGAGGAGGAAGAUGAUUUUGACAUGGAAACUAUUCAACUAAAUCAAGAUCAAGAUGACAUUCUUGAUGAUUCAUUUGCUGAUUUGAAGAUGGAGCCCAGUCAGUCCUUUGUACUCAAAAAUACAGAUGAAUUCAUGAAUCUAGACAAGGAAUCUCCAUUGAUUCCUUCUGAUGAGGAAGAUGCCAGCAUAGAAUGCCCUGUGAAUGAGAAGGAUGCUACUCAACAACUAAAAGAAUUUGCGAAUUCUGUGAAUGAUAAUAUCACCAAUGAUAUUCAGUCAUAUUAUCAAGAUGGUGAGGAGAAAAAUAAUUCUCUGGAAAUCGACGAUCAAACAAGAAUUACGUCAGAUUCAGGAAUGGAAAAUGGUGCAACUGCUGUUAUUGAAGAUGAAAUGGACAUGUUAUCAACAAACGAAGUGGCUGACAAAUUGUUAGAGCAAUCAGAGAUCCCUUCUUCACCUUUAGCAUGUAAUGAGAAUGAUCAUUCGAAUCAAUCUAAACCAUCUAGUUCCAAAUGUUCAGAAGGUAAGCCAAUCCACAAAGAAAAUUCUGAUAUUGACAAAGUUUUCAAAGUGCCCGGUGUAAGCUCUAAAGAAAGUGAUUCAUGCAAGAAAAUAAUGUAUGACGACUCUAUCUGUAGUAAUGACCAAAUAGAAAAUACAGAUUCUUCUGAUGAAGAUUUAUAUAAUGCCCCUACACAGAAAAUAUCAAAAAAGGCAAAUAUGUCCGAUUCACAUAUUGAAAAUAUCGAUAAUAAUGUCGAGGACGAAAAUUUAUCCCUAAAUCCCACACAAAAACUUAUAACUAAAAUUGCUUCUUCUGAAAAUACAGACAAAUCUGCAAUAGUACAUGAAGUUUUAGUUCAUGCAAAUGCACCUGAAUCUCAAAAUGCUUAUGAUUUAGAUGAAGAUAAAACUUCAGUACCUAUAUCUGAUGAUAACUGUCUUAUAGGACCGCCAUCCAAAGUAAGAAAAAUGCUUGAUUGUUCUUCAGGAGAUGAAACAGACGUAGAUUCAGAAUAUAUGAAGAAAAUAAGUGGGAGUACUCCUAAAAAAUCAGCAUCUAAAUUAAUGAAAACUCUAGAGUCAUCAAAUAACAAAAUUGAGGUAGAAAAAAAACCCUCAUCGAAUAGGUCUUUAAAUGUCCCAAGAAAACUCGACAGCAGUAUCUCAGGAAAUCUUGAUACUGUUACAAAUAACCUAGAAAUUGAUCCUAAGGGGGAUGAUAGUGUAUUAAACGAUGAUACCGUGGAUAACCUUGAUAUAAGAGCGAAGGAAUCUGGAACCCAAAAUAUCGAGAUUGAAAAUGUAUCAGGAACAGGUCACAUGACAGAACCAGAAAUAGGUUCAGCUGUCGUUAUGGAUGGGAUUGAAGACCAAGCUAGCAAACUUUCCGAUAUCCAGUGUCAGAAUCACAAUGUAUCUUCUCCAACAAAAUCUAUCUCCAGUGUUGCUGACGAGGAUGACAACCCAUUUUCUGUUGAAACAUUAAAAUUUGAUUCAGAUGAAGAAACAGAUAGAAGCACUGGCUUCUUGAAUGAUCAUAGUUACAGUUGUGCUUCAGCUUCUGACUUGGAAGAUUCAUUCAAAGAGCCUUUCAAACCUGUGGAUGAACAAGUAAAGUCGAAUAAAGAGAGGCAACAUGUUGAUUCACUUGUUAAUAAAGAACCCUCGAAAAUAGUGGGGUCUGGUGAAAAUGAAAUACCCAACAAUGGAACAUCUAAAAGGAAGAAUUCUGCGUCCAAGGUUGAUGGUAGUGCUUCAGCCUUUGACAUAAAAAAAUCUUUCAAAAAAUCAUCUACACCUAAUGAUGUACAGGUAGGGCCAAAUCAAGGGAAGCAAAUGGGAAAUUCAACUGUUGAUAAUGAAUCAUCAAACAUUGAUUCAGAAUCUGACAUAAAUGGAUUGGAGUCUGAUGAAUAUGAAAUACAUAAUGGUGAAACAUCUGCAGAGAAGGAUACUCAGUCUAUGGUUGAUGGUUGUGCUUCAACUCCUGACAUGGAAGAAUCCUUCAAAGGAUCUUCUAUCUCUAAUAAUGAAAAGGUGGGGCCAAAUCAAGAGUAUGAAAAUAAAGAUGCAACUAUUGAUAGUGAAUCAUUGAACAAAGAUUCAGAACCUAUUAUAAAUGGAUUGGGGUCUGGCGAGAAUGAAUUACAUAAAGGUAAAGAGAUAGAUUCUGAGCAUAUGGUCGACAGUUGUUAUAUUCAUAGUGAACAUAACUAUAGCUCCCCUGGUUUGCUUUCGGAUACAGAAUAUUUGGAAAAUAAUGCUUCGGAAAAUGAUGAAAUAGCAAAUGAUUGUGAUAGUGACAUAACUGACAUUGAUCGAGUAACAAAGGACAACUUAUGGGAAAUAUCAGACAGUCAAGAUGGAACUGACAAUGAUGCCGAUAAGGACAAUUCAGCUGAACUCGAUAUGAUUCUGGACAGUCAAACUGACAAUAUUUUUUUCUCACAAGAAAGUAACAAAUCCUACGAGUUUGAUGUCACAGAAAAUGUCAAUCAUUUAGUUGAUGAAGAAAGUGACACCAUCACACAGAGAUCUUCUUCAAGAAGUUCACGGAUUAUCGAUGAGUGUGAUUCCAACUUAUCAAAUGGAAGCUCAAGACGAAUAGAUGAUUUCGAUGAUGAAAAUGUAUCCAACGAUGAAAUAGAUGCUUUUAUGGCAAAUAUGGACAAUGAAAAGGAAGUGUCGAAGCAAAAUGAAUUGGAUGAUUGUGAUAAAGAAAAUGUAUCCAACGAUGGAGUUAAUGGAUUGAUCUGCGAAAUUGACACUGGAGAUGAAGUAUCCAAGCAAAAUAAUCCAGAUGAUUGCGAUAAAGAAAAUCUAUCCAACGAUGGGAUUAAUGGAUUGCUGUGCGAUAUUGACACUGAAGAUGAAGUGUCCAAGCAAAAUAAUCCAGAUGAUGGCGAUGGAGGAAAUAUAUCCAAGGCUGAAGUAGAUGGAUUACUGUGCAAAAUUGCCAAUGAAAAAGAUGUGUCCAAACAAAAUGAUCAAGAUGAGGGGGAAGGACGGUUAAAGAAUGUUCAAGAAGCAACAUGUGAAAAUACUCCAGAAUCCUCAGAUAUUAUAGAAGAGGAUGAUAUCGUCAAAGAACUCGAAAAUAUGUUGAACGGAAGUUCAAAAGAAACAAAUGAUGGGGAUGGCAUCGAUAAACUACAUACCAAAGAAGACUGUAAAGGACAAAGCGAUAAGGAUAAAGAUGUUAAAGAUGAAAGUGAGAACACCAUUGUUGAAGAUGGAAAAGAAAAUGAUUUAGAGGAAACCAUCAUAAUUGAAAAUGAAAAUACGAAAGAAUCUUUAAUGGAUAUGAUUAUGGAAGAAUUUCUCUCAGAUACUGAAAAAGUUCGAAAAAAUGAUGAUUCUGAAGAAACGAUUAUCCUAGACUGCGAAAAUAUUAAAAUAGAAUCUGAUGGGCCGGAUAUUCAAGUUUCUGAAGGAAAUAUCGAUAUCGGUGAUGAAAUUUUGUCAUUAUUGAAAGAAGUACAAUCACCCAAAACCAGCAAUGAGAGAAAUGUGAAUUCUGAGGAUGAUGUCGAAGCAGAAGAGAUAUUGAAAAUGCUUCAAGAAAGCAGUUCUGAUCAAAGUGAUUCUGAAAGUACUGACGAUUGUUCUUUAUCAUCCAGUGACUCCAGUGUAGAGAUUGUUGAAGUAGAUAAACAAAUCACAAUUCCUGAUGAUAGAGUUUCCCAAAUAUUGAAGGAAUACAACAUGGUGAAUUGUUUUGUGCAGUUAGAAAAGUUGAAAUUAUCCCAAGGUGAAAUUGAGAACCACCAAAAAAAACUAGAGGAUAAUUGGGAGUGGCUCUGUGAUUUGACAAACCUCCAAAACAAAAGAAAGAAUCCUUCUCCCGUUCCCUUUGAAGAAACUAAGCGCCACAGGAAAAAACGAAAGGGAGUAUCCUGCGAUCAAACUGAUUUGGCUGGUUCUUCCACUGAUAGCGAUGUUGAGAUGAGUGGAUAUAGAUCCGGUACUCCUGUACUUCCUCAGCAUUUGGAAAACAAACUUGAUGAUAUUUUGGCAAACUCAAUAUGCAAGGAGUUGAGGAGAGAUGGAAACUCUAGCUCUGAAAGUAGUGAAGAUGAUGAUGAUUCAGCUACCAAGAAAAAGAAAAAGGGAAAUGGUGAUGAGGUUGAAAACAAAGGAAGUAGCGAAGACAAAUCCAAGCGUGUCCUGAGCAAGGAAGAACUGAAAAAGAAAGCAUGGAAAAAUGAUCCAUUACUCAGAGGACGACUAUCUUCCCAUUCUGAGAGUGAUGAAAGUAAAACUUCGAAUUCAAAUAGAAGAAGGAAGAAAACACGUUAUGAGAAGACUGACAUUAGCAUUGAUUCUGACAAACUCGAUUCUGACAGUGAUGCUGAUGUAUACAAGAAGAACAAAUCAAAGCUUGAAGAAAAAGAAAUUAGCCCUAUCAAAAGAAACAUUCCUGUCUCGGAUACCAGCGAUAGCGAUAGUGAUAUAGAAUUUGUUCCUCAAAAGAUGAAAACUCCAGUGAAAGCUGAGAGUGAUGAACUUGGUCCGGGUUCUAGUCAGAAAGGUAGGCGUAACAUCAGAGCCUUGAUGUCUGAAGAUGCCUUGGCGGAGGCCACACAAAAAGCCAAAAAAGAAGAAUUAGAGAGGAUAGAGAGGCUGAAAGAAAGGGAUAAAGUGAUCGAGACUUUGUCUCAGUCAUUUAGCAUGACUCAGAGUGAAGAACCGGAGGUUAACCCACUGUUCCUAGAUGUAGAUGAAAAAUCUGGGGAACCGACAAUUCAUGUUCAUAAUAAAGUUACAGCAAAACUAAAAGACCAUCAAAGAAUAGGAAUUCAGUUCAUGUGGGACUCAUGUUAUGAGAGCGUUGAAAGGUUGCAGAAACAUGAUGGAUCAGGAUGUAUUUUGGCACAUUGCAUGGGUCUAGGAAAAACCUUCCAGGUUCUUGCACUCGUACACACAUUGUUCAAUCAUGAAGUGACAAAGACAAAGCACGUCUUAGUUAUUUGUCCUCUGUCUACUGUGAGUAAUUGGAAAAAAGAAGUAAAAUGGGCUUUUAAAGGGAUCCCAGAGCAUAAAAAUUUCAGUGUCUUCACCAUAGCUACUCGUAAAGAAAACACAAAUAAAUAUGAAAUAGUGAAAAAAUGGAGACUUCGUAAAAAAGCCCUACUCGUUUUGGGUUAUGAAGGGUUUGAAACACUGACAAACGAUUCCAAAUUAGAUAAACUUGGACCAAACUUGAAAAGUACCAUGUUGGAGUCAUUGAUGGAUCCAGGUCCCGAUUUGGUCGUUUGCGAUGAAGGUCAUCUUCUUCGGAAUAAAAAUGCUCUCAAAUCUAUAGCAUUGAAUAAAAUCAGAACCAAACGACGAAUCGUUCUCACUGGAACACCUUUACAAAAUAACCUCAAUGAAUAUUACCAUAUGGUGCAGAUUGUUAAACCUAAUCUCUUGGGUAAUGCAAAAGAAUUCAAAACCAAUUUUGUCAACCCAAUAACUAAUGGUCAGUAUGAGGAUUCCACAGAAGAAGACAUCAGACUGAUGAUGAAAAGAACCCAUGUACUGCAUAGGCUUUUAGGAAAAACUGUUCAGAGAAUAGAAGAUAGUGAGCUGGAAUUAUACCUUCCGAAAAUGGUGGAUCAUGCUGUAUUCGUCCAGCUGACGCAAACGCAAAUAGACUUCUACAAUCAUUUCUCCGAACUAGUGAAACGUAAACCGGAGAAUAAAAAUACCAAAGGAUUCUUAAGCGAUUUCCAGAUAUUCCAGUACAUCUGUACUCAUCCUCAGCUACUCGCCGUGAUGGAUAAACUUAAUAAAAAGAAGAUAAAGGAAAGGGAUUUGAUUACGAAUGAAGACGAGCCGGCUAUUUGCACUAUAGAAGGCUGGUGGAAAGACAAACUUCCGGUUGACAGUGAAAGCAACAUCGAUUACGGAAAUAAGUUGGUUGUUAUGAAGUCUAUUAUAGAAGAAUGUGAAGAAAUUGGUGAUAAAGUAUUGGUGUUUUCUCAAUGUUUGGGAGAACUAGAUCUCAUUGAACAUUUCCUGAAAACUUUCGGUACCAGAAAAUGUGCUUCCUGGCAAAAAAAGGUUGAUUACUACAGAAUGGAUGGCACAGUUUCCCCAGAAGAUAGAUCCUUCAUCUGUGAUAAGUUCAAUAAUCCAGACAAUUCACGGAUAAGGUUGUUGCUGAUGUCUACCAAAGUGGGUGGUUUGGGCUUGAAUUUAACUGCAGCAAAUAGGGUGAUCAUUAUGACUGUCAAUUGGAACCCCUCUUAUGACACCCAGAGUGUUUUCAGGGUAUACAGAUUUGGACAAAAGAAGGCAGUUUAUGUGUACAGGCUCAUCGCCUUGGAUACCAUGGAAGAAAAAGUUUAUCAGCGUGGAGUUACCAAACUUGCCAUUGCUCAUCGAGUGGUGGACAAACACCAAAUCACGAAUCACUACCAGCGAGAGAAUUUGCAAGAACUGUACACUUGCAAGCCAAACGCUGAUAACGAAAGGCCUACCCCUAAUGUUCCUGAAGAUCAGAUUUUAGCGAUAUUGAUACUGAGGCUGCCUUUCAUCUUCAAAUAUCACGAGCACAAAGCUCUGUUGGCGAACAGGCCCGAAAUCAAUCUCAGCAAAGAAGAAUUGGCUGCUGCUUGGCAAGCAUGGAAGGACUUUGAGAAUACACCAAAACCUGCUCCACCGCCUCCAAAAUCAUCGGUACCAACAACACCACAAAAACCUGUUCAGACAGGACCGGAUUUCAACAAUGCAUAUAGUUUGGGUCGGAAUAAUAUCAACAUUUUAGCCAAUCUCAACAGGAACCUGCCAUUGUUGCCGACAGCUGAACAAGUGAAGCAGUACUAUGUUCCCGUUGUACAGGCAAAUGGGGUAUACCGUCCACAAGUUAUGAAUUUUCCAAAUCCAUAUUCCAAUCAAUACAAUCCAAAUGGAAAUCAAUUGAACAUAUCAACAAAAGAUCCUCUUUACUUGCCAACCUCCGUUAACCAGGCAGAUAAGUUAUCCAGUAGAAUGUGGUCGUACACAUCUGAUCAAAAUAAGAACAUCAGGCUACCUGCUCCUCCAUUGACCAGAUUGCCAGCUCCGAAACAAACAACUGUCAGUGUUGCCUCUUCCGUUUCCAAGGAUAAUGCAGAAACGAUUCAAGUGGGAACUCCCAGAACUUCCACGAUAUCUGUUGCUAAUAGGCUACCUGCUCCUCCUUUAACCAGAUUGCCAGCUCCGAAACAAACAACUGUCAGUGUUGCUUCUUCCGUUUCCAAGGAUAAUGCAGAAACGAUUCAAGUGGUAACUCCCAGAACUUCCACGAUAUCUGUUGCUAAUAGGCUAUCUGCUCCUUCAUUAAUGCCGGUCGCUGCCAAUAGCUCUGGGAGCGCAGUGAACAGAACUGAUCCAAUUGUGAUAGACACAAGUAAACCAAGCGCAGUGGUCUUGUGGCCUCCAACCACCAUAACGAAUGGAUAUAGAUUACAACCAAACCGGUUCAUUCCUGUGAAUACAGGCAUUGAUAAUAAACGAAACGCUGAAACUCCUAAGCUCCAUUUAAAUCCAGCAUCAGAAACGAAACUCGUUCAAGUCCGGAAGCCUCAGUACAGCUCCCCCAAACCAAAAUUAACAGUGGUACCAACGUUAGUACCAUCAAAAUUUGCCCAAAACCCUAAUAGUAUUUUAAGAAUCAAUCCGACAAGAGAAGUUCCUCCGUUAACGAAACACAUAGUUGUGCCACCGAAAUGCUCAAAUAUAGUACCUCGAAAAAUUAUGAAAGAAAAUACAGGGCCAAAUCCAGCGAACAGGGUUCUUGGGAAGACAAAAAACACAGAUCAGAACGGACCGUCUACGUCAUCUGCAAAUGGUAAUAUUUCAAAUGGAAAUAUAACCAGUAAGCCAACAGCGAAAAGAAAAUUAGAGCAGUUAAUUAAAGAUGACGUGGCCAAGAAAAUGAAGGCUACAGUAACUCCUAGAAACAAAAAUAGAAAUCAAAGCGCAAAAGGAAUGAGGGGAAAGGUGUCAUCACAAAACGCAAUAGGGGACACUAUCAACCUGGUUGGUGCCGAAGAUAAGGUGUCAAAUCCUUCUUCAGAUUCGGCUUCCUUGUCCAACGAGCUGUUAAAGACCCUGGGACAGAGUGGCGUAACGAUACGUAAAGUUACUAAUGCACAAGAUAUAAUAACCCUUGAUUAAUGAAUGAAUGUAUUUUAAGUAAAAGGUUAAUUAAAUCUUAUCGAUCUCUAACCGAAUGUACAUUUUUCUUAGUUUUAUAAUAAGAUCACAAAAAGAAUCAUGUUUCGAUAUGAAAUGUGUAUACAAUGUAUACUGUUUACUUUUUUUAUUAAAAUUAUUUAUUGUAUAGUUGUGAAAAUAAAUGAUACUAUUAUUGUUUGGUGUUCUAAUUUUAAUUGCAUGCAUACAAAUUCAAACUCUUUCACCUAAAAAUUCCGAAAUGAUUGCAGCACAAAUCCAUUUUGAGUUGACAAAUGAUUUCCAUAGCAAAUUAUUCUUGCUGUUGAAAAUUUCUUCAUCUACUUCCACUGAAGAUCUAGGAAGAGUGUGCAAAAAUACCCAAUUUUUGUCGGCAUGUUCAUCCAGGUAUGUUCUUCGAAGCUUGACGUUAUUCUCUGAAUGUUGGUUCGUUGUUAUAACAUGAGCACCUU
Messenger RNA from Phaedon cochleariae (mustard beetle), 9778 nucleotides. The record is from the annotation of a GenBank genome assembly. Lineage: Eukaryota; Metazoa; Arthropoda; Insecta; Coleoptera; Chrysomelidae.